Messenger RNA from Chaetomium fimeti, 1875 nucleotides. Its product is annotated as cytochrome P450. The transcript has 10 exons. Bases 158 to 1759 code for a protein of 533 amino acids. Gene Ontology annotation, molecular function: iron ion binding; heme binding; oxidoreductase activity, acting on paired donors, with incorporation or reduction of molecular oxygen. NCBI's taxonomy places the organism in Eukaryota, Fungi, Ascomycota, Sordariomycetes, Sordariales, Chaetomiaceae. The record is from RefSeq and is a predicted model, not a curated record.
UGGUACUUUGGGGUUGUCUGAGGCCCCAAGGCUAAAUCGCAGCCCAGCGCUCUAAGAACUUGGGUUUUGCAUAUAUCUUGUUGCCAUAUCAUUUCUGUAGGGCUGAAUUGUCAGAAACUUCUGCAAGUCAGCUAAUACUAGAGACACUAAGCUGACAAUGGCGGAUAUGGACAAACUCGACAUCUCCCAGCUUCAGGCGUCCCUGGUAAAGGACUCCUCUGUCGCCACCAUCAACAUUCUUCUCAGUCUUGUCUCGUUCUGGCUUGUUUAUUCUACUCUAGCGUAUAUACCGUCCCGGGUUAUCCGACACAUCCGCAAACGGGCCUCCGCCUGGUCGUAUCUCCUGAACGGUCCGCGUCUCAUCCGAGAAGGUUAUGAAAGAUCGAAUGGCGAACCUUACGAGGUACUCGCACCUGACUCUCGCUAUCUGUUUGUGUCAUCGCCGAAACAUAUCAAGGAGAUCGACACGGCUCCUGACACGGUUCUCUCCCUCAAUGGGGCAGCGAAACACAUGCUGCAGCCGCUUUACACAAUGAGCGGAUUCAACUGGUUUGAGCGGCGGGGAGUGGAGGGCGUCGGGUUUGUACGCACUCUCCGGACGCUUUUGACUGGCAAUCUUCCCCAGACCCUGCCAGACCUGAGUCUCACAACCAAGGCCCUAUUCGCGGAGCUGCACGAGAGGCACCCCGAGGUCAAUGGGGUUCGACACUCUCCCAUAUACCCCAUGAUGAUCGAGCUCGUGGUGAAGCUGAACGGACUCGCCCUGUUUGGGCAGGAGUUAGCCAAUAACGAGGAGUUUAUGGCGUGUGCUUUGCCGUAUGUCGAGCAGACGUUGCUUACUGCAGAAAUAGUCAAACUGCUGCCGAAACUUUUACGGCCUGUGGUCGGAGGAAUGCUCGGCUGCCAUCUUAACGCCCACAGGAAAUUCUUCGAAUACUUGAUACCGGCCGCCCAGCUCCGUUGUCAAGAGAGAGAUCUGAAGAACCUGGGGCACGAGGUGCCCAAGCGGGCCGACUGUAUCCAAUGGCUCGUCGAUACGGCUCCCAAGCAGAAGCCAUGGACUCCAGAGCGCGUAAUAUACGAGCUGAUGGCCAUUUGGUUUGGCUCAGUGCACAUCCUCACCACGACCAUCGUCUACGCCCUCCACGACCUUUGUCUCCACCCAGAUUACAUCGACCCGAUCCGGACGGAACUGCUAUCCCAGUACGCGGAUUUUGAGCGUGCCGGCCACGGCCUCCCCUUGCUCGACAGCUUCCUGCGCGAGUCUUCCCGUCUCACGCCCGUCGAGUCCAUGAGCACUCGCCGCCGCGCGCUGCAACCCUUUACCUUCUCAGACGGCACUGCCCUCAACGUAGGAGACUGGGCGUGCAGUCCCUCAGGCGCGCUGAUGCGCAGCGAGGCGCACUACGGGCCGUCGGCGCAGCAGUUUGACGGGUUCCGGUUUGUCGAGCCGUCUGUUCUGGACAGGCUCGAGGGCGGUCACUCAGGAGGAGGACAGCCCAUGGCAGGAAGGGCAAGCAAAAAGCAACCGGCUAAGCUAACGGACGUGGACAGCGCUUUUUUGAUGUGGGGAUAUGGACGUAUGGCCUGCCCCGGACGGUACUACGCCGCUGCUUUCAUGAAGGUAGUGGUGGGGCAGAUCAUCAUGAACUACGACCUGAAGCUGGUAGAGCCGGGCGCGCCGCGCUGGAUGACCUGGCGUGCCGCCAUGCUGCCGCUAGGCAAAACUAUGGUGAUGUUCACUCCGCGUGGCGCUUAAGGGCUCUGUUGAGAAUUUGCGAGGGUACCUAAUGUACUCCACGAUUUGUUUUCUCGAGUAUGGAGAAAAAAUGCCGAAUAUCGAUCGGCCGCCCAAAUUGACGGACAUGAUAUCAA